Lolium rigidum is the source of this 862-nucleotide messenger RNA. Its product is annotated as reticulon-like protein B23. The record is from RefSeq and is a predicted model, not a curated record. Lineage: Eukaryota; Viridiplantae; Streptophyta; Magnoliopsida; Poales; Poaceae.
ACCACCGGCGGCGACGCGAGAGGAGCGGGAGGAUCCGGGCGGUGGGCCGUGGGCGCGGUGUGCGGGGGCCUGGUCUACUACCACUGCGCGGUGCGGCGGGCCAGCGCGGUCUCCCUCGCCGCCGACGUGCUCCUCGUCCUCCUCUGCUCCCUCUCCAUCCUCGGCCUCCUCUUCCGACACCUCCACAUCUCGGUACCUGUGGAUCCUCUUGAGUGGCAGAUUUCUCAGGAGAUGGCAAAUAGUAUAGUUGCAUCCUUGGCUAACACCGUUGGAGCUGCAGAGUCUGUAUUGAGGGUGGCUGCAACUGGACAUGACAAGAAACUCUUGUUCAAGGUGGUUUUUACGCUGUAUUUUCUGGCAGCUCUGGGAAGGGUUGUCUCAGGCGCGGCUGUUGCUUAUGCUGCUCUAUGCAUCUUCUGCCUCUACAUGUUUGCGCAAAGCACUGACCUGUUUGAUCAGCUCCCUUCUUGGGUUCCUACGGGAAGAGACUCUCUAGGCGGUGCUCAGGAUACCACAUAGUCCCAUGCUUUCAUGAUUUGGUGAUCCUUUUUAACUCUUCGAAAUUCUGUAUAUGGCCCUUUUGGGAGCCAAUAGCUUGGACCAUAUCCAUGUUCAGUAACUUUGUUGUAAUGUCCAACUGUGCUACUUCUAACCGUUGUGAGCACGAGUGUCACAUCCUAGGUUGUACUUAGGGUUCUUCGUACGGGAUAGUGUCACAACUAUGACUGUGCCUAGCACGAGUUUACUACCUCAUUUGUCCCUGAAUGUAAAUGUAAAUGGAAAGUAUAGAAAUGUUAGUUGGUUUGUCUUGCAGAGUUUUUUGGUAAUAAAAAACCCACUCCUGUUUGUGGACGGAGAUGCA